Messenger RNA from Rubroshorea leprosula, 472 nucleotides. NCBI's taxonomy places the organism in Eukaryota, Viridiplantae, Streptophyta, Magnoliopsida, Malvales, Dipterocarpaceae. The record is from the annotation of a GenBank genome assembly.
UCAUUACCCCAAACUGGACGAUGACGAUGAGUACUCAGGGGACAUCAAGUAUCCUUCCCUGGAUGAUAUUCGCUCUCCUGUUCCGCAACAGUCUUAUUUCUCUUCUCCAGUGCCGGCCUUAGAGUGCCAGAGACAUGGGUUUUACAGACCACCCCUGGCUGAGGUACCACCGCCUUACUGGGUGGCCCAUGCAGCCUACUCAAAAUCAAUUCUACAGCCUCAUGGACCUUAUUACUCCAGUCUACACGGACACAAAGGAUUGAGAAAAACCAGGGGUUAGAAUAGAUGGUUUCCCCACUCUGUUCUUGAGUGCGUUAAGGAAUUUGUGUCAUAUGCUAUUGUAGUAGUUUCGUUUUAGUUAAUCGUAUCUUGUAUUUACCAUUUAAGGCUAUAUUGUUAAUGUCCUCUAGGCUUCUAGAAUAUUACUGUAGGGGGGACACAAUUUGGUUAUUAUUAAAAUAUCUAAAUUUUU